Microbotryum saponariae is the source of this 1362-nucleotide messenger RNA. Lineage: Eukaryota; Fungi; Basidiomycota; Microbotryomycetes; Microbotryales; Microbotryaceae. The record is from the annotation of a GenBank genome assembly.
AUGGUCAGUUCACUCGACCUCGUCCCCCACCUGACCUGACCUUGCACGUGCUGCUGCUGCUGAUCCUCCACCUCGUCAUGCUUCCACUCUAGGCGAAUACCACUAUCCGAGGCGCCCUUUCGAUCCAUGGCACAAAUCCACAGGUACGAUACCCCACCCACCUCCUACAACGUGAACUCGACCGGCUGCUCUGAGCUGAGCACCCUGAGCUCACCUUUGUGCACCCUCAACUUGAGCCCAGUACCUCAUCGAGAAAGUCAUCCGAGCGAGGAUAUACGAUUCAUUAUAUUGGAGUGCGUCACAAGCUACCCCCACUCUUUCUCUCGGCACCUCUACCCUUCCCUCUCUUCGACCCUCUCUUCGACCCCACUUGACCCCCUCCCCCCCUUCUCGUCCGCUCCUCCCCAACUAACGACCCCACCCUCCUCCGACCCCCCCACAGAGGAACAUUGUUUCGCCCUCGACGCCGCGACCGUCAUCGACGAAGCCCUGAAACUGCAAUACCUAGGCGGGACGUACGCCAAUACCCGACCUACGGAAUUCAUGUGCCUCACCCUCAAAUUGCUGCAACUUCAACCCGAACGCGAAAUCAUAUUGGAGUAUCUAAGGGCCGAGGAGUUCAAGUGCGUUUCUUUUAGACGAAGGGGGGGGGGGGGGGGGUGAAGUAUGCAGGUCCUGAUGGGUUUUGGGUGUUCUGGGGGAUUUUCGAGCAGAUAUUUGAGAGCACUGGCGGCGUUUUAUGUGAGGUUGACGUUCGACCCUGUCAACGUUUAUGAGGUACUCGAGCCACUCUUUGACGAUUAUCGCAAAUUACGGACACGAGGAAUGGGUACGUCAGAGAUCCGGUAUAACUCACAAGUGACGCGUGACUGACGCUUGUCUCCAUCCCAACCCCCCUUGUGCGUAGACGGCGCCUACUCCAUCACCACCAUCGACGAAUUCUGCGAUCAACUCCUCUCGGAAGAACGCGUAUGCGAAAUACAACUACCCCGUCUAACCCAGCGUCGCGUAUUGGAAGAAACGGAAGGACUCGCACCUCGUAAAUCGAAACUAGGUAGAGCAUUGGGAGUGGUCAGUUCUGAAGAGGCUCAGAGGAGGGAGGGUGACGAGGGGAGUGAUGAGGAGGUGGAAGGUGAGGAAGGGAGGUAUUUGUCCCGCUCACCUAGUAUGAGUAUGUCCCCUGAAGUGGAGGAGGCCGAACCGGAGUAUUGGACGGAGGGGAGUGAGGAGGAGGAAGAGGGGGAGGAAGGCAAAACGGGUAGAUUCGUUAGCAAGAGCCCGAGUGCGGAGAGUGAGGACGAGGGGAGGUAUAUCAGUCGCAGUCCGACACCGGAAGGGGAGAGGAUCGAAGGAGAUGUUUGA